AGGUUCAUGGCAUAAGAAGGAUGCUCCUAGCAAUAACUUUGUGAACCAACAAAAGAGGUGAUGUCGUCUUCAGAGAACAACAGCUAUAUACCGAAUCAGCCGGCUGCUAAAGCUGAACCUUAUGCUACUCCUCAAAAUAUACCUGACGAACUGCUAUCCAAGUUAAGUGAGCCUGUAAAGACAGAGAUAGUUCGUUGGGACGAUGGCAGAUUCAGAGAGAUAGACGAACUGAGGAACCGAGCCCUGCAGAUGGAGAAGACUAUGAAGUGGUGGAGUGACUGUACAGCAAAUUGGAGAGAGAAGUGGGGCAAGGUCAGGGCAGAAAGAAACAAAGCUCGAGAACAGUGCAAGCAUCUUCAGAGUAAAGUUGAGACACUUCUCAAGGAGUGCUCUUCUCUUAGGCUAGAUAAAGAGGAGAUAAGAGCGGACUACACUCGUGCAAUAGAGGAGCUAGCUUUGGUAAAGGGGGUUCCCUUAUCAUCUAUAGAAUCUAAAAGAAGGUCCAGAGCCUCCAAUGAUCAUAUCGAUAUUGACUCAAGUAAGUCUUCAAGUUACGCCCCCUCUGACGAACAAGGCUCGGAACCGUCUCUGAAGUCGGAGCUGCACUUUAUAGAGGACGUGUUGAAGAGUACAGAACACCACUACGGGGAAAGCAGAGCUCAGUCAGUGUGCAGUGAUGCUCUUCCGGUCAGGGACACCAGGGGACACAUUACUGGCUGGAAAAACGAUGAUAGAGUAGACAGGAGAAUGUCUCAGCCCGGCACCAGGAUGGAACAAGAGGAUCGGCUGGGAGGGGUGGACCUGUCCAAACUGAAGCAACUGCUGGAGGAGACUCAACGUCAUCUUCACGAGGAGAGAAAUUCGAAGAUAGCACUAAGCCAGUCAGCUGAGCUAUACAACAAAGAGAACUCAGUGCUGAAGAAGAAAAUGGAGGAGUAUAAACGGCAGAGGACUGAAGCACUAGAAGAGGUGUCUAGGAUACAGCUUGAAUCAGGAGACAAACUAGCUCGGCUGAGCCUGGAAAUAGAGGGUGAAAACGAGAGCCACGCAGAAUCGGACCGCAAAAUCAAGGACAUGCGAGCUGACGUAUUCGUUAAGGCACGCGUCUUCACGACCCUCAAAGUCGGACUGUUGUAUCAUCUGCAUAUCUUCCCAAAGAUACAACGCCUGCAAGCCGAGAACGCUACAGAGUGGGCCAAACGAGAACGGAUAGAGACAGAAAAAAGUUCACUGGAGCGAGAAAACAAGAAUCUUAAACUACAAAUUCAGGAAGCUGAAGAAACGAUCGCUCGGAGGAACACGAACCCGUUGGCGUCCCCAGAAUACAAAACCUUGCAAGCUGACAUCUACGAAAGGAACAAGGAGCUGGAGAUGCUAAAAACUGCUCACACCCGAGUUAAGAAGCAGCUGUCUGAAAAGACGGGAGAGUUGGAUCACUGCCAGAAGAGGUUGGAGGUAAUAGAGGACGAGGUUUACAACUUGAGGAAGAGGGUCGAGGAUCUCAAAAAGGAACUCGCUCAGCGGGAAGAUGAGGUGGAUAUGCGGAAUAAUCAGAUACGGAAGCUGCAAAGAACAUCAGAUGAACUAAGCGAACACAACGACACCCUUCAGACUCAGCUUAACACUUUGGAGUCCAGACUUAGACAGAGAACUGAUGCAAUGUUUAAUCCCGCACAGAGAAGACAGCUAGCUGCUGAUGUGUCUGACGAGGAAUUUGACGAAGAGUGAUAUUUGCGGUUACCGUAGUUAAAUUACGUCGAAUUGAGCUCUUUUAAAUUAAUGUUGUGAUUGCAGACGUUUUGUGUCGAACUUUGGUCCUAUUCCUAAUAGUUAUGAUAAAGAAACGGGGACUGUGUCAAGAUUUGGGAAACUUCUUUAAUUUGGGCUUUCGGUACGCAUAAAAAACUGUGCUUUUCUGAAUCGGUUAUAUAGCAGUUAAAACCACCUUCCGGCUGGAACUUCGUGAAAUCCGAAAUAUUGAAUCCUGAUCACAGGACACAGAUAUCAAUAAUUUGUUAAUACAGUACAGCAUUGACUUUAUGAAUACUGUUUUAAUCAUGAUGAAUAAUGAAUAUUCCACUUAACUAAACUUGAAUUAUAAUACUUAAGUUUGAUGAAUGAAUUUGUAGAUUCAUUGCAAUUUAUGAAUUUUGUUAUGCAUGUACGUUAAGUUCUUAGGCGGUCAUUAUAUGAUUAAGAUUGGAUUUGAAAAAACACUCUAAGUUACAGUGACACUUUGAUUAUGACAAGCGGGUGCGGUAUUUUAACUUUUUUGAUAUUUAAAACUAUUAAUGAUUUAUUAUAAUAUGUUAAUGUUAUAUAGAUUCGAUAAUUUUACCUUAUUUUGUAUAAUAUUAAAUCAAUAUUUAGUUUUAAAAAAUUCAAAAGGGUGUCACGUAUUUCAUUUUAGGACGGUCGUCACAUUAUUAAUUGAAUAACCUGAUUUUUUGAAAAUUUAAUUUUCAAUUCUUGUAUAUGUUUCGCAUGUUUUAAUUUUGCUUUA
Molecule: messenger RNA, 2503 nt
Organism: Bolinopsis microptera
Lineage: Eukaryota; Metazoa; Ctenophora; Tentaculata; Lobata; Bolinopsidae
Product: coiled-coil domain-containing protein 102A-like
Exons: 14
Coding region: 61-1728 (555 amino acids)
Cellular component (GO): myosin complex
Source: RefSeq, a predicted model, not a curated record